GAGCGCCGUUGGUGGGCGGGGAAUACGGAGGCCGGCGAGGGCUCCCGGGUGCGGUGGGUUGGCUGCGCAGCAGUAUGACCCAGUCGGUGGUCAUACAGGUCGGCCAGUGCGGAAAUCAGAUUGGCUGUUGCUUCUGGGACCUGGCGCUGAGAGAGCACGCCGCAGUCAACCAGAAAGCAAUUUAUGAUGAAGCAAUAAGCAGCUUCUUUAGAAAUGUGGAUACCCGAGUGGUUGGUGAUGGUGGCAGUAUUUCCAAGGGGAAAAUUUGUUCUUUAAAAGCACGAGCUGUCUUGAUUGACAUGGAAGAAGGGGUAGUAAAUGAAAUUCUUCAGGGACCGUUGAGAGAUGUAUUUGAUAGUAAGCAGCUGAUCACUGAUAUUUCUGGCUCAGGGAAUAAUUGGGCUGUGGGUCACAAAGUGUUUGGAAGUCUUUAUCAGGAACAGAUUUUAGAGAAACUCAGAAAGUCAGCAGAGCACUGUGAUUGUUUGCAGUGUUUUUUUAUAAUACAUUCCAUGGGAGGAGGAACAGGAUCUGGACUUGGCACAUUUCUUUUAAAGGUGCUGGAGGAUGAAUUCCCAGAAGUAUAUAGAUUCGUGACUUCAAUUUAUCCUUCUGGUGAGGAUGAUGUCAUAACCUCGCCUUAUAACAGCAUCUUGGCAAUGAAAGAACUUAAUGAGCAUGCAGACUGUGUGUUGCCCAUUGACAACCAAUCUUUAUUUGACAUCAUUAGCAAAAUUGACCUCAUGGUGAAUUCUGGAAAGUUGGGUACAGCUAUAAAGCCAAAGAGUCUGGUUACUUCAAGUGCUGGAGCUUUUAAAAAGCAGCAGGAGAAACCCUUUGAUGCAAUGAACAACAUUGUGGCAAAUUUGCUGCUCAACCUAACAAGCUCUGCGAGGUUCGAAGGAUCCCUUAAUAUGGACCUUAAUGAAAUUAGCAUGAAUUUAGUUCCUUUUCCUCAACUGCAUUAUCUUGUGUCAAGCCUAACACCACUGUAUACACUGGCAGAUGUUAACAUUCCUCCUCGAAGGUUGGAUCAGAUGUUUUCAGAUGCCUUUAGUAAAGAUCACCAGCUAAUUCGAGCUGACCCCAAACAUAGUCUCUACCUCGCCUGUGCCCUCAUGGUUAGAGGAAAUGUACAGAUUUCUGAUCUUCGCAGAAACAUUGAAAGAUUAAAACCUUCACUACGGUUUGUCUCCUGGAAUCAAGAAGGCUGGAAGACCAGCCUGUGUUCAGUACCUCCUGUGGGCCGUUCCCAUUCAUUAUUAGCUCUGGCAAACAACACGUGCGUGAAGCCUACCUUCAUAGAACUGAAAGAGAGAUUCACGAGGCUCUACAAGAAAAAGUUUUUAUUUAUAGGCUCAUCUUCAUCACUAUCUACAAAUUGAAGGGAUGGAGGAAAGCUGCUUCACGGAAGCCGUGUCAUCUUUAUCAGCACUCAUACAGGAAUAUAACCAACUGGAUGCCACAAAAAGCAUGCCUGCAGAAGAUUUACCUAGACUAAGCGUAGCUGUGUGAAAAAGAAACUCCAAAGA
Molecule: messenger RNA, 1532 nt
Organism: Hippopotamus amphibius kiboko
Lineage: Eukaryota; Metazoa; Chordata; Mammalia; Artiodactyla; Hippopotamidae
Gene: TUBE1
Product: tubulin epsilon 1
Exons: 12
Coding region: 75-1385 (436 amino acids)
Biological process (GO): mitotic cell cycle; microtubule cytoskeleton organization
Cellular component (GO): microtubule; cytoplasm
Molecular function (GO): GTP binding; structural constituent of cytoskeleton
Source: RefSeq, a predicted model, not a curated record